Messenger RNA from Hibiscus syriacus, 994 nucleotides. RefSeq lists its product as uncharacterized. The transcript is spliced from 4 exons. The record is from RefSeq and is a predicted model, not a curated record. NCBI's taxonomy places the organism in Eukaryota, Viridiplantae, Streptophyta, Magnoliopsida, Malvales, Malvaceae. Bases 209 to 994 code for a protein of 261 amino acids.
CUGAGGAAAUUUGUCAGUUUAUAGGGGCGAAAGAGAAACAUCUGACAAACUUCAUUGCCUUCACUGUAUAGUUCUUCAUCACUCAAGCAACAAGCACGGUCGUAGUCAUAAUAAUAGCUGCAAUGCUGCUAGUUCAGUGAGUUUAGCCUCUAUUUUUAUAUUUUUGUUUUUGGAGUGGUUGAGUGAAAGCAAAUCGAUCAUCAUUUUCAUGGAUUACGAAAGAAUCCAAAAGCCUCAGAGCGGAGGUGGAUUUUCCCCAGCUAAGCUAAGGACUAUGCUAUUAGGAGUAGAAAAGAAAAGAAAGCAACAACAAGAAGAAGAAGAAGAAGAAGAACAAGUUGAAUCUUCAAUAGAUUUAAGAUCUCAACUUUCUCACCUUGAUGAUGAUUCAGGGAAAAGUGGUUCUGAUAGUUGCAAAGAUGUAGAUGUGGUGAGUGUUCUUCCAGAAUGUUCCACUUCCACAACAGUAGAUUCCAUGGCUGCUUUGCAGAAUGAUAGCAACCGAAGAUCAAAGGAUCAUUCUUUAGGCACUACGCGGAACCAGUUCAUCGAGGAUCAUUCUGGUUUAGAUUAUGAUAGCGGACAUGACAAUAUGAGUGUGUCCACAUCAAUCUUUGAGUUUCAGAAGAACGAACGGGCGCCACAAAGGGUUCCCCUUGGUCCGUUUUCUAAGCCAGCUCCAUCUAAAUGGGAUGAUGCCCAGAAAUGGAUAGCUAGUCCUACUGCGAAUCGGCCAAAAGCGGGGCAGGCUGGCCCAGGGGUGGGAUCAAGAAAAGGGGGUAAUGUUGGUUAUGGGGGACAGUCGUCUACUAAGGUGGUUGUUGAAAUUCCAGAUCAAAGGAUGGUUCCUUUUGAAGAACCGGAUACAAAACGGAUUGAUAUGAAUCAUGCCAAGAAAGAUGAUGGGAUGCAGAAGUUUGUGAAUUGGGAAAGUGAUUCAUACCCGAUUGUGGAUUCAUAUGGGAGUGUAACCCCCAGACCGAUGCGGCCUUAG